Molecule: messenger RNA, 1023 nt
Organism: Phlebotomus argentipes
Lineage: Eukaryota; Metazoa; Arthropoda; Insecta; Diptera; Psychodidae
Gene: Osi2
Exons: 5
Coding region: 1-756 (251 amino acids)
Source: RefSeq, a predicted model, not a curated record
AUGCGCUUAAGAUCAUUCUAUCUGGCUGCAGUGUAUUUCACGUCUUUAGCAAUUCACAGACAUGCCGAAUCAACUCACUUGCCCGCGACUAUUGAGAACGACGCAUCGCUCGAGGUGGUCACCCAUAAAACAUACAAUGUUGAUGAGGACUUCAGUCUAUUAAUUGAUGUGGCUUGUCAUAAAAUGGAACGACUCUGCAGAAAUUCCACCAAGUUUGCAAAUCGCCGCUCGAGAGAUGCUGAAUUUUCACUGCGCUUUAUGGAUGAGAUAGCUGGAGAAAUUGAUAUAAUCGAAGAUAAGAAAGACACCAUCUUCUCGCGCGAUCGUCUGAAGAAAAUAUUCAUUCCCAUGCUUCUCAUCCUCAAGUUAUUCAAGCUCAAGUUGCUGCUGCUUCUGCCCUUCUUGCUUGGACUGGCGAGCUUCAAGAAGAUCAUUGGAUUCCUCAUAAUCAUCAUCCCGGCUGUCUUGGGAUUCUUGAAGCUGCAAAGCCUGCAGCAAACGAACCACGUUGACUAUCAUUCAGGAGGACUUCACAUGCAGUACUCGCCCCAGGGCAUCGGAGGACUCAGCUACUAUCCGCAUCAUCCGCAGAACUUCCUCCGGAAGAGCGACACAUUCAGACCGGAUGACUAUAAGCCACGAAGACCGCCCCAUUUGCCAGACUACAACACUUCCACGGACCAUCGGUAUCCGGACUCCUACUUGGCCAUAGCGGGAAAUCGUGUCCCAAGCGCAAGAUCACGAUUGACUCGUUGACGUGAGAAAAGAAACUUCGUCAUUUUAUCACUCAUAUUUAUUGCUUUCUUCUGUCUCUUGUAAAUAACAUAAAAUAAUUAUACAUAUACUACGGGUAUAUAUAUACACACACAUUAUAAGGGCAGAAAUAUUUGCUGAGGAGACUGUAUUAAUAUCCAUAUCAAUUGCACAGCAUCAAUUGAGAAAUUAAUAUCUUGCAAAUUAUUUCACGAUUUUGAGUGAUGCAAAGAGACUCAAGCGAAUGUCUUUUCUAUGUUAUUGCUCAAA